UAGAUUGAUGGAGGCCUCUCCUUCCAUUUCCUUGUUUUUCAACGUCCCUUGAGAAUCAAGCCCCUCAGGCAUUCAUCCAUCCAUCCAUUCCCUCCCUUCGGAUUGCCUCGUAUCAUGUAUUUAUACGAGUCUUAAUUGCCGGUUCCGAGACGGGGAGAGAAAGAGACGGAAACACGCGGGAAGGGAUGGAUCAUUCGCCCGAUGGAGUCAGCCUGAUGGCUGUCUGUGCGGUCUCCGGGAGCGUAGCUCUUCUGGCAGUUCAAGCAUACAAGCGCCUCUUAUCGGAUUUCAUGAAGAGGAUGGAACAAGAACUCGGUGGUUCUGGGAAAUCUGAAAUUAGUAGAAGGCCGAGGGUUCGUUUCACAGAUGAUACGAUCAUGCCAUUACCAGAUGAGGCGGAAUAUUGCGGCGCCAAACAAGCUAAAGGCGACCGCAGUAGAACCGAGCAGACGAUGCCCGUAAAUCGACAAGUCUUGUACAGAGGGAUACUGCAAUAUAGGAACUUUAGGGGGCAUCACGUAUCAUCAGAUUCCUUCUAAUUAUGUAAUUUAAUCUGCCCAAUGUACCAUUCUCGAGAAACAUUGAUAAAAUUUCACCAUU
Messenger RNA from Punica granatum (pomegranate), 600 nucleotides. NCBI's taxonomy places the organism in Eukaryota, Viridiplantae, Streptophyta, Magnoliopsida, Myrtales, Lythraceae. The record is from RefSeq and is a predicted model, not a curated record.